AUGAACGUUCCUUCACCGUUCAACGAAAACACUCCCUUCAUUCCCUUCAUUCCCCAGCUUGGUGGCCAGGAUUCAAAUGUCAGAGCCAUCCAAGGUGCAAUGGAAUCAUGCUAUGGCAAGACUAUUAUGUCAGGUGUCAUGGGCUUCGGCAUGGGCGGACUAUUCGGUUUAUUUAUGGCAUCUAUGUCUUACGAUACUUCCUUCCGCAGUCCCCUCCAAAGCGCCAAUGGUCAACCAGCCGUUACCUCAUUUCCUCUCCGCCAGCAGCUGAAAAUCGGUUUCAAGGACAUGGGCAUGCGCUACUGGAGCAUGGCAAAGAAUUUUGGCAAGUUCGGCGGCCUGCUUUCCGGAAUCGAGUGCGGCAUCGAAGGCCUCCGAGCGAAGAACGAUCUAGUCAACAGCAUGGCGGCGGGAUGUCUGGCGGGAGGCAUCUUGGCCAAGAAUGCGGGACCGCAAGCUGUUGCUGGAGGCUGUAUUUCAUUUGCGGUUUUUAAUACAGCGGUCGAAGCGUAUAUGAGACAGCCGAGCGAAGAGUAA
This is a messenger RNA of Trichoderma gamsii, 537 nucleotides long. RefSeq lists its product as hypothetical. The transcript is spliced from 3 exons. The record is from RefSeq and is a predicted model, not a curated record. Lineage: Eukaryota; Fungi; Ascomycota; Sordariomycetes; Hypocreales; Hypocreaceae. Gene Ontology annotation, cellular component: TIM22 mitochondrial import inner membrane insertion complex. Gene Ontology annotation, biological process: protein insertion into mitochondrial inner membrane. Gene Ontology annotation, molecular function: transmembrane protein transporter activity. The coding region runs from base 1 to 537 and encodes 178 amino acids.